UUCACACCCAACUAAAAAAAAAAUACAUUUGCGAAAAUGGGCAAUUUUGCUUGAAAAAGGGGCGGAAGGAAGGAGAAGAAACAGAAGAGAAGAGAUUCCUUUUCUUACUGGUUGCAGGAUUCCUUGUGCAGAACCUGGAAUUUGCGUGGAAAAUUCGGGGCUUUCGAUCGGCACAAAACGACGGACGAAAGGAACAGUACCAAUUUUAUAGAAGAAAAGAUGAUCUCUCGCCGCUGGGGCUUCUCUUGAUUAAUGACUGCGCGAUUCUUUCGCCCGAAUUUGAAACUCCACGGAAUCUUUUUCACCGUAACAAUUUCCAUUUCCAAUCUUGAAAUAGAUUCUUAUUGCCGCUUGGAAUGUGUUCGGGAUCGGUUGCUCAUUGGUAAGCUCUAGCAGAUCUCAUUUCCUGCAUGAAAUUUCUAUGAAUCAAGAAGAAGGAAUUGCAAUCGUAAACACUAGAACUGUAGUGGUUAUCUGGUUCUAAACUGAGGUGGUCGACGAGCUUUCUAGUUCUGUACAUGGUUUUGCUUUGCUAGGUUGCUAGGUUAUUUAGAAUUUGAUUUUCAUUGCUGAACUGUGCAUGUCGUUAUGUUAAAGAGGGAAGCCUUGGGAUUUAUCUCCUAUCCUCGAUGUCUGAUGGCCUUAAGUAAGCUUCAGUUUUCCAGCGGAGUCUUUUAUCCAUGCGAAUUAAGGGAGCUUGAUGACUCUAGCAGAAUCAAGGGGAUGUAUUUGACUGAAUGGAGUCGGAGCUCUGCUCUCAGCUCCUGUAAUGCUAUGAGAGUGAAAUGUUCCUAUGAUCAUAGUGAUGUUCCCUUUAGACGACACGAUGAGAGAUCUAAAGCUCAUGCCAUGGCUCCAUUGCGGCAGAUAUUUCGUGAUUCGAGAGUGUUAAGGAAGCAGGCUGGGAAAGAAUUUGUGAAUGGAUUCGGGAAGCCUCUUAAAUAUCCUCAACAAUGGAAGCGUGAGAAAAUAGCAGUUGCUGUUGAUGUUGAUGAAGUUCUUGGCAGUUUUAUCACGGCGCUCAAUAAAUUUAUCGCAGAUCGGUACUCAUCAUAUCACACGGUUUCAGACUAUCAUAUCUAUGAAUUCUUUAGGAUAUGGAAAUGCACUCGUGCUGAAGCUGAAAUACGAGUCCACGAGUUUUUUCGAACUCAGUAUUUUACAUCUGGGAUUCAUCCCAUUCCUGGCGCUCAUGCUGCUCUUUGUAACUUGUCGACAUUCUGCAAUUUAUCGGUUGUGACAUCUCGGCAAAAUGUAAUCAAGGAUCAGACAUGUGAUUGGCUUGAGAGGCAUUAUCCCGGCUUGUUCAGGGAGAUCCACUUUGGAAAUCAUUUUGCGCUGGAUGGGAAAUCAAGGCCAAAAUCUGAGAUUUGCAGAUCCAUUGGGGCUGAGGUGCUGAUAGAUGACAAUCCAAGAUAUGCUGUAGAAUGUGCUGAGGCUGGCAUUAGAGUCCUUCUCUUUGAUUACCACAACUCAUACCCAUGGUGCAAGGAUGGCUCGGUAGAUUCUUACAGCCUUGUCACCAAGGUUCAUAAUUGGGAGGAGGUGGAGCAGUGCCUGUUAUCUUGGGCACUUGUUUAAGAACAUGGUUAGUAUCUUCAAUUCUUAAUUCUUUUUUAGCUGAAAACUCAAUUUUAGCCAGGCCUAUGGUAACCUGGAAAAGUCUAGUUUUUAUGUUUUUAGCCCCCCCACAACAUAUUUUGGGCACAAUGAGAAAACUUUAGAAGGUCAGGAUUUAUAUGCUCGUCCAAGUGGUAAGGGUGAGGAAUUUCUCUCUCUAUCUCUUCUUUAUCUCUGUUACAAUCUUCAGCUUCUCAGCCUUAGAGCAUAUGAAUUUGCUGAUAUUUGGUGAUUCAGUUUAUUUCAUCGAACGGUGGCUAUGGUUUUAAUAUGUUUUGCUUGUAAGUUUAGGGUUGAGGUAUUUUGGUUCAAAUAUAGGCAGAAUAAACAUUCUUGUCA
Molecule: messenger RNA, 1959 nt
Organism: Phalaenopsis equestris
Lineage: Eukaryota; Viridiplantae; Streptophyta; Magnoliopsida; Asparagales; Orchidaceae
Exons: 7
Coding region: 589-1581 (330 amino acids)
Biological process (GO): deoxyribonucleotide catabolic process
Molecular function (GO): 5'-nucleotidase activity
Source: RefSeq, a predicted model, not a curated record